Molecule: messenger RNA, 5989 nt
Organism: Bombina bombina (fire-bellied toad)
Lineage: Eukaryota; Metazoa; Chordata; Amphibia; Anura; Bombinatoridae
Gene: PATJ
Product: PATJ crumbs cell polarity complex component
Molecular function (GO): protein binding
Source: RefSeq, a predicted model, not a curated record
AAAAAAACGAAAGAAAAAAAAGCAACUCAGAGCCAAAGUGCUGCUGCCACAGUCUUGGAGUUCACAGGGAGUGAGAUAUUUUUUUUUUCCAAAAGCGUGCGUAAAUCAGAUAUCCCAAAAUGCCGGAAGUUCUGGAUACAGGCACUGUUACCGUAGACAAACAACAAGUGCUGCAGAUUACUGAGCGCUUGCAGAAGAAAUUGAAAGACAAAGGAGAACUUUCCCAUCACGAAAAAAUGUGCAUCUUAAGGGAUACUCUCCAAAGUCCAUUAUUUAACCAGAUCCUGACAGUCCAGCAGUCCAUCAAACAGUUAAAGGAACAGCUGAAUCGUAUGCCAGCUGACCGUUCUGCAGAAUUUGAUUUCACAAAGAAAGGUUUAUUGGUAUUUGAAGCUGACUCUUCUGCGCAGUUUCGAAACAAGAGCAACUCUUUGUCCUUUGACAACUUUAUUUCGUCUAGAUUACCUCUUCUUGGUCCCAACUCCGGAGGAGGUGACUUCAGCCAAAAAAUUCAAAAGAUGGCAGAGGGCAGGCAAAUUGAAUAUAUAGAUAUAGAAAAACCUUCUGUAGGAGGCCUUGGAUUUACUGUGGUAGUGCAUAAGAAUCCCAAUGUGGGAGAGGCUGGUGUAUUUAUCAGAGAAGUUCAACAAGGAAGCAUAGCAGACAGGGAUGGGCGGCUGAAGGAAAAUGACCAGAUAUUGGCUAUUAACUCCACUCCCCUGGAUAUGAACGUGUCCCAUCAAGAGGUUAUUGCAUUGCUUCAACAAUACUCAGGACGUGUAAAUUUGGUUCUUGCAAAGCAACCAGCGGCAGUCAGUCAACUCCAAAGGAACUAUCCGGAUGAAGCGAUCCAUUGGGGCCACGUGGAAGAAAUUGAGCUCAUUAAUGACGGUUCAGGAUUAGGUUUUGGAAUAGUAGGAGGAAAAGCAAGUGGUGUAAUUGUCAGAACAAUUGUACCUGGGGGACUAGCUGACCGGGAUGGAAGAUUAAAAACCGGAGAUCACAUUUUACGAAUUGGAGACACCAAUGUCCAUGGAUUGGCCAGUGAUCAGGUUGCUCAAGUUUUGAGGAACUGCGGAAAUUCUGUAAGGAUGUUGGUUGCCAGAGAACCAGUUGGCAAAAUGUCUCUGAAACCUCCAGCUCCUGCUACACUGCCGGUUGGUUCACUGGCGCCAACUGAUAUCAAAAUCAGUAGCCCCGAAAAUGCUGACAAUGAUAUAUAUGAUGUUGAACUCACAAAAAAGGAAGGACAAAGUCUUGGCAUAACAAUAGUUGGCUACACAGGACCUUUAAGUGGAGGAUCUUCUGGAGUGUUUGUGAAGAGUAUUAUACCGGGUAGUGCUGCUGAACAAAGUGGAUACAUUAAAGUACAAGACAGAAUUAUAGCUGUUGAUGGCAUUAACAUCCAAGGAUUCUCAAAUCAAGAAGUGGUUGGGGUAUUGCGGCAGACAGGGGAAACUGUACAUCUCACUCUGUCCAGGAAUAGACUACCCCCUGGUUCACUCCCUGCUGAUGUAUCUCCCGCUCAAGAUGUUCCAGCAUUGCCAGUAUAUCAGUUACCUGCUGCAGAGCCCAAGGCUGAAAUAAACACAAGCCCUAGCCAGCUGGAAAAUGAAGAACAAGUGGAUAACUACAAAAAUGAAAUGAAAAUAGCUACCUUGCCAAGCUCCCCAGAGAAUGAUGCAUUAAAGGCCAAGUGGGAGAAGCGUCUUGGGUCUGAUUACCUUGUCAUGGUUGUUGAUUUGGAUACACAGAUUGCAGAUGAUGCAGAAUUGCAGAAAUAUUCAAAGCUCCUACCAAUUCACACCAUGAGAUUAGGAGUAGAACUGGAUUCUUAUGACGGACAUCAUUACCUGUCAUCAAUUGUACCAGAUGGUCCAGUGGCAAAACUGGGAAUUUUGCAGCCAGAAGAUGAACUAUUAGAGGUGAACCAUGUACAGCUCUAUGGAAAAUCUCGCCGUGAGGCAGUUUCAUUCUUAAAAGAAGUUCCGCCUCCAUUUUCACUAGUUUGCUGUCGCCGCCUAAAUGAUGAUGAAAAUGAGACAUUUGUUGAUGAGCCAAACAUUCAGGAAGAGCAGGAAGAUGACUCUCGGUUCUUUUUGCCAAUGCACAGAAGUAGCAAUGAAUAUGAAGGAAAGGAUCCUUUAGAUCCAGCAAGGACCGUCAUAGUGAUACAAUCACUGGUAGCAGGUGGUGUGGCAGAGAAAAGUGGCCAGAUUCUGCCUGGUGACCGCUUGGUCUUUGUAAAUGACAAUUAUAUGGACAAUGCUACGUUGGAUGAUGCUGUACAGAUAUUAACAUCUGUGCCACAAGGAAGGGCUCGCUUUGGCAUAUGCAAGCCAUUGGUGGGGGACAUAAAAGAAGAUAUAGAAAUAUACACACAAAAUGUACAAGGAUCAAAGGAAUAUACGGCCUCUGCAGUUGUGAGUUCUCCUAUGACGGAAGAGGUUUUCCAUCAGAGAAACAAUGAAGUUGCCUUCAUGGAAGGACAAGAAGAACUUGUUGAUGAACCAGCACUGGUCAUGGGAAGAGUGUUUGAAACCAUGGACAAUAAAACAGAUUAUCUAGAAGAAUCAUGGGAAAUGCAUGAAAUAGAGGGAUUUCUAGGAGAAAGAGAAAUGCUUGUAGAUGAAGAAGAUUAUACUGAACAACAGACAUCCGUGAAGAACAGUAAUGAAUAUAUUAUGCAAUAUGAUGUCACACAACCACCUUCACAAAAAAAGGAUGAUUAUGUUCGUCAAUGGGAGGAAGAAACGCUUGAUUCAGGACUACCAUUGGCUGAACCUGAGAACUAUGAAGAUCAAUUUAAUAAUCAAGAAGAAAGACAUGUGGAGACUGAAAUGCAACUGAAUGAAGGUACAAUUUCCAAUCUUAAAGCUCCAGGGCUCAUUUUUGAUCCAGAUACAAUUGCAUUACAAAAUUACAAGGCAAAAGAUGAACCAGCAGUAAUCUACCAAAGAUCUCAUCGCUCUCAAAUUUUGCCAACAAAUGACUUACCUGAGAGAGAAGAAGGAGAAGGCGAGGAAACGCCAAAUUUCAGUCAUUGGGGACCCCCACGCACAGUGGAGAUUUGGAAAGAGCCUCAAGUUUCCCUUGGGUUAAGUAUUGUUGGGGGUCAAACCGUUAUAAAGCGCCUAAAGAAUGGCGAAGAGCUGAAAGGUAUAUUUAUCAAACAAGUGCUGGAAGACAGUCCUGCAGGGAGAACACAUGCCUUAAAGACUGGAGAUAAAAUUCUUGAGGUUUCUGGAGUAGACGUAAGAAGUGCCACUCACGUUGAAGCUGUUGAAGCUAUAAAAAAUUCCGGAAAUCCAGUCAUUUUUGUUAUUCAGAGCUUAUCAUCCACUCCCAGGAUAAUUUCAACUGGGAAUCCAAAGACACAAAAGGUUGACAAAGUGAACACAGGCACAACAGAAAAGGGUAUAUUUCCUGUUGUUGCUGGACCACCGCCACCGAUGAAACUUCCUCCCCCAUAUAAAGAACCGGGAGGGUCAAAUUCAUUGGACAUUGAUGAAGAGACUGAUGACAGUGACGAAAAAAUAAGGGAAAGAUAUGCCGACCUUCCUGGGGAAUUGUAUAUUAUUGAACUUGAAAAGGAUAAGAAUGAACUGGGACUCAGUCUGGCUGGUAACAAAGAUCGGUCACGAAUGAGCAUCUUUAUAGUAGCCAUUAAUCCAGAUGGACCUGCUGGACGAGAUGGCAGAAUUCAAGUUGGAGAUGAGCUGUUGGAGCUAAAUAAUAACAUUUUGUGGGGAAAAAGUCACCAAAAUGCAUCAGCUGUCAUCAAAGCGGCACCAUCAAAUAUCAAGCUUGUGUUCAUAAGGAAUAAAGAUGCGGUCUUCCAGAUGGCCAUUACUCCGCAACCAUUACUGGCAGGGACUCUAUUAUCUAAUCAGGAACAAAGUAACCUUGAAGUUUCCAGCAGAGGAGAAGAUGCUGGUUUAGAAGAGCUCAUGAAAACCUUAACCGAAUCUGAGGCAAAAUCAACAAUUGUAAACCAGCUGAAACCAUCUAAAAGUGGCUCAAAGAUACCGUACACUUCUCAGAAUAUUUCAGUAGCACCUGCCCCUUCAUAUCCGUCAGCAGAACCUGAGUUUAUCAAUCAACCAAACGUUCCAUCACCUUUACCAUCUCUUGAUCCAGCAACAUGUCCAAUUAUCCCUGGACAGGAAAUGACCAUUGAAAUCUCAAAGGGUCGAUCAGGUCUUGGCCUCAGCAUUGUUGGGGGAAACGACACACCACUUGAAGCAAUAGUUAUACAUGAAGUUUAUGAAGAAGGGGCUGCAGCAAAAGAUGGAAGACUUUGGGCAGGAGACCAGAUUCUAGAGGUGAAUGGUGUGGAUUUGCGGAAUGCUUCUCAUGAGGAUGCGAUCACAGCUCUCAGACAGACCCCUCAAAAAGUGCAGCUGAUUGUGUAUCGGGAUGAAGCGCAGUAUAAAGAUGAGGAAAACCUGGACAUUUUCUAUGUGGAGUUGCAAAAGAAAACUGGCAGAGGGCUCGGGCUAAGCAUUGUUGGUAAAAGAAACGGAAGUGGGGUGUUCAUCUCUGACAUUGUAAAAGGGGGAGCAGCAGACUUUGAUGGACGGCUAAUGCAAGGAGAUCAAAUAUUAUCUGUGAAUGGUGAAGAUAUGCGAAGUGCCUCUCAAGAAAUCAUUGCUGGUGUUUUAAAGUGUGCUCAAGGACUGCUGCAUCUAGAGAUAGGAAGACUUCGAGCAGCUCCUUGGCCGUCAUCCAAACAAUCUUCCCAAUCCAGUCAGGUCAGCCAAAAGAGCACUCAUGGUUCUCAUCCUCCAACUUUUGCUCCGGUUAUUUCCAGCAUACAAAAUAUAGAAAGCUCCUUGAAGUCAUCUUCAGAGCCAUCUCAAAGGAAUUCUGAUACAGAAAUGGAGCCAAGGACUGUGGAGAUAACUAGGGGACCUAAUGAUGCGCUCGGAAUCAGCAUCGCAGGAGGGAAGGGAAGUCCGUUGGGUAAUGUUCCCAUCUUCAUUGCUAUGAUUCAGGCCAGUGGAGUAGCUGCACGUACACACAGACUGAAGGUUGGGGAUCGGAUCAUUACCAUUAACAAUCAGCCUUUGGAUGGGCUUUCUCACGCAGACGUGGUUAAUAUACUGAAGAAUGCCUAUGGGAGCAUUAUCUUGCAGGUUGUAGCCGAUACAAAUAUUAGUGCUAUUGCCGGUCAGCUGGAGCACUUGUCUGGGACUCAGACCAUUAAUGCAGAUCACCAUUCUGAGGACGUAGAGCCACCUACUCCGAAAAUAAUUCAUCUGGAAAAAGGAGCAGAUGGUUUAGGUUUUAGCAUUGUCGGUGGAUUUGGGAGCCCACAUGGAGACCUUCCUAUUUAUGUUAAGACAAUAUUUUCUAAGGGAGCAGCCGCAGAAGAUGGGAGACUAAAACGUGGAGACCAGAUUUUAUCGGUCAAUGGCGAAAGCUUGCAAGGAGUCACACAUGAUGAAGCUGUUGCUAUCCUAAAGCGUCAAAAGGGAAAUGUAACUUUAUCUGUGAUGUCGUAGUUGGUCCAUACUGCGCAUCUGUUGUUGUGUUCACAGCACUUAAUACAGCUUCACAUCAGCCGCACGUGUUUAGCAAACAGACAAAGUUGCCACAAAUAUGUAUAAAUGGUCUUAUUUAAUGGGUAUUGCUGCCAAUUAAUAGUGUGGUUGCUGGUGUAAAUAAAUGUACAUUGUAGAUGAAGAAAACAAAAUGCUAAUUCAUUACUUUAAAAGCAGCUCGGAUGUCUUCCAAUUUUUCCCUGAGAAUAAAUCACUGUAUGUUACAUUAUAAAAAAUACCGCUCUUUACCAGAGUGGUUUUAUUUCACAUCUCUCUGGGAAUAGGUAGAUUACUUUUUUGGGGGAAAAAAUAGCUCUCUCUGUAUUAUAUCAAUUUACAGAAUCAGCUACUGCAUAUUUGUCUCCAAGUUGAAAAAAACGAAUCACCACAUAAGAUCCAAUGUAAAGGUUGUACAGAAAUCAUUAAUAAAGGCUUCAGUAUGA